AUGAGCAAAGUAGUUAAGCCACCUGCCAACGCGAGGACCGCUCAUUUCCGCACUCUGGAAAGAGAAAACCGGUUUGUCAACCCGCCAAAAGACAAGUCGGCGUUUCCCCUGUUGGAAGAGGCAGUUCAACCUCACAUUGGCUCCUUUAAUGCAUUAACUGAGGGUCCGGAUGGCGGAUUGCUCAACCAAGCCGUUAAGGACAUUGGUGGCAAAGUCGUUUUUGAUGGAACAAAAUCCGACGAGAACCCAAAUUACUUGGGUAACAAGCUGACGCUGAGUGUGGAGCAGGUUUCGAUCUCUAAGCCCGUUUCCAACGAUGGCGUAUCUUCAGCAGUUGAACGUAAGGUUUUUCCCUCUGAGUCGAGACAGAGGCUCUCCUCUUACAGAGGGAAGCUUCUAUUAAAGUUAAGAUGGGCUAUCAACGAUGGCGAGGAGUCUUUUACGGAAAUUAGAGACUGCGGUGGCUUGCCGGUCAUGCUGCAAUCCAACCGUUGUCAUCUCAACAAGCUAUCUCCUAAUGAGCUCGUCAAGCACAAAGAAGAAAGUGAUGAGCUUGGUGGAUACUUUAUCAUCAACGGUAUCGAAAAGCUUAUCAGAAUGCUGAUUGUGCAGCGUAGGAACCACCCAAUGGCGAUCAUUAGACCUUCUUUUGCAAACAGAGGUGCCUCGUACUCCCAGUAUGGUAUCCAAAUAAGAUCCGUUAGACCCGAUCAGACGUCUCAAACAAACGUCUUGCAUUAUCUGAAUGACGGUGAGGUUACUUUCCGUUUCUCAUGGAGGAAAAAUGAGUAUCUGAUACCUGUUGUCAUGAUAUUGAAAGCCUUGUGUGAGCUAAAUGACAGGGAAAUUUUCGAUGGAAUUGUUGGUUCAGACACCUCGAACUCUUUCUUAACUGAUCGUCUUGAACUGCUACUUCGCGGUCACAAAAAGAAGUAUGGCGAACUUCACAACCGUCGUCAAGUUUUGCAAUAUCUGGGAGACAAAUUUCGUGUCGUGUUGCAAGCCUCGCCAGACGCGACUGAUUUCCAGGUGGGUGAAGAGCUGCUGAAGCGGAUUGUGCUUGUCCAUCUCGGAGAUAGUAAUGAAGACAAAUCCAGAAUGCUGUUGUUCAUGAUCCGAAAACUUUACUCUUUGGUUGCCGGCGAAUGCUCUCCCGAUAAUCCAGAUGCGACACAGCACCAGGAAGUUCUGCUUGGAGGCUUUCUCUACGGUAUGAUCAUCAAGGAAAAAAUAGAAGAAUACCUACAAAACAUUAAGCUGCAAAUUCAAUCAGAUGUUAAUCGUGGUUUGGCAGUCAACUUCAAAGAACGGAAGUAUAUGACGAGGGUUCUGAUGAGAGUGAAUGAGAACAUUGGUUCGAAGCUUCAAUAUUUCUUAUCCACAGGUAAUCUGGUGUCUCAGUCGGGGCUUGACUUGCAACAAGUUUCUGGUUACACUGUCGUUGCUGAGAAGAUUAACUUUUAUCGUUUCAUCUCUCAUUUCAGAAUGGUUCACAGAGGUUCAUUCUUUGCUCAACUUAAAACCACUACUGUCAGAAAGCUGCUUCCAGAGUCUUGGGGUUUCUUGUGUCCAGUUCAUACACCAGAUGGCUCUCCGUGUGGUCUUUUAAACCAUUUUGCUCACAAAUGUAAAAUCUCCACUUCCCAGUCUGAUGUUUCUCGCAUCCCAUCUUUACUUUAUUCUCUAGGUGUGGCGCCUGCCUCCCACACCUUCACUGCAGGCCCAACCAUGUGUUGCGUGCAGUUAGAUGGUAAAAUUGUUGGUUGGUGUUCUCACGAACAGGGUAAAAUCAUUGCUGAUACCUUGAGAUUCUGGAAGGUUGAGGGAGAAACGCCAGGGUUGCCUCUUGAUUUGGAGAUAGGGUACGUCCCACCAUCCUCUCGUGGUCAAUACCCAGGGCUGUACCUCUUUGGCGGCCACUCUAGAAUGAUGCGUCCAGUGAAGUACCUACCAUUAGGUAAAGAAGACAUCGUGGGUCCUUUUGAACAGGUGUACAUGAAUAUUGCAGUCACUCCAAAGGAAAUUCAGAAUAACACUCAUACUCAUGUUGAGUUUACACCUACCAACAUUUUGUCGAUCUUGGCAAACUUAACCCCCUUCUCAGAUUUCAAUCAAUCUCCAAGAAACAUGUAUCAGUGCCAGAUGGGUAAACAAACCAUGGGCACUCCGGGUGUUGCUCUAUGUCACCGCUCCGACAACAAGUUGUACAGACUUCAGACAGGUCAAACCCCAAUUGUCAAAGCGAACUUGUAUGAUGAGUACGGAAUGGAUAACUUUCCUAAUGGGUUCAAUGCUGUGGUUGCGGUCAUUUCAUACACAGGAUAUGAUAUGGACGACGCAAUGAUUAUUAACAAGUCGGCAGACGAAAGGGGGCUCGGUUAUGGUACGAUGUACAAAGUGGAAAAGGUAGAUUUGGCAUUAAACAGAAGCCGUGGUGAUCCAAUUACGCAACACUUCGGUUUCGGUGACGACGAGUGGCCAAAGAACUGGCUAGAUAAAUUAGACGACGACGGCCUUCCAAUGAUCGGUACUUAUGUCGAGGAAGGGGACCCGAUUUGUGCGUUUUUUGACGAUACGCUCAACAAAACCAAGAUCAAAACCUACCACUCCUCUGAGCCAGCAUACAUUGAAGAGGUGAACUUGAUUGGUGAUGAGUCCAGUAAAUUCCAAGAGCUUCAAACGGUGUCCAUCAAAUACCGUAUCAGAAGAACACCUCAAAUUGGUGACAAAUUCUCUUCUAGACAUGGCCAGAAGGGUGUGUGUUCUAGAAAAUGGCCCACUGUUGAUAUGCCUUUUAGUGAAAGUGGUAUGCAACCAGACAUCAUCAUCAACCCCCACGCUUUCCCUUCUCGUAUGACCAUCGGUAUGUUUGUUGAAUCGCUGGCAGGCAAGGCAGGCGCUUUGCAUGGUAUGGCCCAUGAUGCUACCCCAUGGACAUUCACCGAAGAGGACACCCCUGCGGACUGCUUUGGUGAGCAGCUAUUGCAAGCAGGAUACAACUACCACGGUAAUGAGCCUAUGUACUCUGGCGCUACUGGUCAAGAGCUUAGAGCUGACAUUUACAUCGGCGUUGUGUACUACCAGAGACUGCGUCACAUGGUGAACGAUAAGUUCCAAGUCCGUUCUACUGGUCCCGUCAACAGUCUGACCAUGCAACCUGUUAAAGGUAGAAAGAGACACGGAGGUAUCCGUGUUGGUGAAAUGGAAAGAGAUGCAUUAAUCGGUCACGGUACUUCGUUCCUGCUUCAGGAUCGUCUGCUAAACUGCUCUGAUUAUACACAGACCGCUGUGUGCCGGGAGUGUGGUUCCCUGCUAACCACCCACUACAGUGUCCCAAGAAUCGGGUCAUUGGCUACUGUGCGCUGUCGUCGUUGCGCCGUGAAGUUUGAAGACGCGAAGAGAGUCGUCUCCAAAUACCAGGGCGAUGAGCAGAUAUUUAUCGAUGACUCUCACAUCUGGGAAGACGGUCAAGGCAAUAAGUUCGUGGGCGGCGGGCAGACUACUACUGUUGCUAUUCCAUUCGUUCUGAAAUACCUUGACUCUGAGCUAGCUGCAAUGGGUAUCAAAUUACGCUACAACGUUGAACCAAAAUAG
Molecule: messenger RNA, 3594 nt
Organism: Lachancea thermotolerans CBS 6340
Lineage: Eukaryota; Fungi; Ascomycota; Saccharomycetes; Saccharomycetales; Saccharomycetaceae
Gene: RPA135
Product: DNA-directed RNA polymerase I core subunit RPA135
Exons: 1
Coding region: 1-3594 (1197 amino acids)
Biological process (GO): DNA-templated transcription
Cellular component (GO): RNA polymerase I complex; nucleus
Molecular function (GO): ribonucleoside binding; DNA binding; DNA-directed RNA polymerase activity
Source: RefSeq, a predicted model, not a curated record